AUGGUUCUGGUGCGCGUCCUCGUAUUUCUACUCUUUCCUCUAUCUAUCCUUUCAGUUGCUCUGAAUCCGAAAAUUCGCGGUACUCCAAUCGUCGACCUUGGCUAUGCGAGCUACAGUGGCUAUUACAAUGCCUCCACUGGUAUCAAUUACUUCCGUGGGAUUCCAUAUGCCAAAGCGCCCAUUGGCGAACUUCGAUGGCGCAAGCCCGUACCCAUAGAUGGUGCCAUCAAGAAGGACAAGCAAGUCAUCAACGCCAGUUUACCAGCUCCAGCCUGCUACCAAUCCAAUCCGAGUUGGGCAGAGUUUGGGGCUUCGCUAUCUGCUGGGGCCCCUUUCCAACAAUCAGAGGAUUGCUUGAUAAUGGAUGUGCUUGUGCCGAGCAGCCCUGUAUCUCAACGUCUUCCUGUAAUAGUGCAGAUUCACGGCGGUGGCUACACUCUUGGCGAUGCGGCGCUGUAUCCCGGCGACGCCAUGGUCAAUCAGUCUAGCGGAACCGUGAUCUAUGUCGCCAUUCAGUAUCGUCUUGGCGUCUUCGGAUUCCUCGGCGGUAAAUCAAUUGCAAAAGAUGGCAUUUUGAAUGCAGGAUUGCUAGAUCAGAGAGCGGCACUAGAAUGGCUUCAACGACAUAUACACGCAUUCGGGGGAGACCCAUCUCGCAUUACCAUAUGGGGUGGCUCUGCUGGUGGAGGCUCUGUAUCUUUGCAGUUGACUGCAUAUAGCGGCAAGGAUACUCCUCCGUUCUCUGCUGCCAUUGCCGAAUACCCUUGGUGGCAGCCACUCCUUAACCCUGCUAUACAGGAUGCCCAGUACGACACUACUCUUCGCUUAUCGAAAUGCAGCGACAUAAACUGUUUACGUGCUCUCUCUGGAACGGACCUAGCAAAUGUCGGACAAGGUGUUCUGAACGUGUCAUACCCUAGUGCCGGUUACGGAUAUGGCCUUUUUUACUUCGGCCCCGUUGUUGAUGGAAAUUUCGUUCGAGAUCUCCCAAGUACCGAAUAUCGUGAGGGUCAUUUCUACAAGGUGCCUACGAUCGUGGACCACGAGGGUUAUGAGGGCGUCAUUUUCACCAAUCCGACACUGACUACGACCGAUGCUGAAACUAAAGAUGCGCAGUACAUCUUCCCCUCGGCGGACGCUUCUUUCUUCUCUCGCCUCUACGAGCUCUACCCCAGCUCCGAUUUCAACUCCACCUUCUUCCAACGCCAGCAAUGGUUUGGCGACGCAAUAAUCAAUUGUCCGUCAUACCAAAUAGCCAACGGAGUAGCCACCCAUUACCCAAACCCGCACGCCGUCUACAAACUCGUAACCGCAAUCGGCACCGAGCUACACGGCUCUAAUCUCCCUUUUCUCACUUCCGCGGAUCCUGGGUACACGUCUGCGCCAAAUGCCACGAUUGCUAAGAUUCUCACGGGCUACUGGUUAUCCUUUGCUAUUACCGGCAAUCCAAACCCACUUCGUUUCCCAGGGGCUCCCUACUGGCCGUCGUAUGUGGGUGGUUACGGUGGGAAGCGUGUGCUGAGUAUCAAUUAUACACAGAUUGGGAGGGUGCCCGACCGGGAUGAGGGACCGCGGUGUGAUUUCUUCAGCUCUCAGGGGACAAUUGUUGAAAAUUAGAAAGGUGGGUUUCGACCAUUCGCUAACACGCCAAAAUUUAGUUUGGGAACGGUAGGUUAGCUUCCCAAACAAUUCAAUCAUCAAUCACAGCAUCAUUUUGAUUUGCUAUUAGUUUGCGUAACAAACCUCAUAAUUCAAAACAAGAAUAUUCAUCAC
Messenger RNA from Mytilinidion resinicola, 1773 nucleotides. RefSeq names its product alpha/beta-hydrolase. The transcript has 4 exons. Lineage: Eukaryota; Fungi; Ascomycota; Dothideomycetes; Mytilinidiales; Mytilinidiaceae. The record is from RefSeq and is a predicted model, not a curated record. The coding region runs from base 1 to 1617 and encodes 538 amino acids.